Pelobates cultripes (western spadefoot toad) is the source of this 2875-nucleotide messenger RNA. NCBI's taxonomy places the organism in Eukaryota, Metazoa, Chordata, Amphibia, Anura, Pelobatidae. The record is from the annotation of a GenBank genome assembly.
AUGGACUGCCAAAAACAACUGGCAAUUAUCACUGCCCAAAAUAAGCAGGCACCUUCACACACUCUCGCACAACAAAUCCAAACCCUAACGGACAAACUUACCGAAAUGCACGCAGCCAAAACGUCCUACUUCCUACUUAAAAUGAAAGCGACUCAUUACCACCACAGUGGGAAAGCUAAUAAACAAUUAGCUAAUAGGCUGAGAGAGAAAUUGGCGGCCGCCAAAGUAGCAUACAUACAGGGCCCGGACGGCACCAAAAUACAAAACCCAUUAGAUAUUACUCAGGAGUUUGCAAAAUACUACUCCGACCUGUACAAUCUAGGAGACAAACCCGAAAUCCCCCCUAUACAAGACGACAACAUUACGGAGUUUCUGUCCCACCUUAACCUCCCACAAAUUAAUCAAUCCCAUUUGGAUUUAUUACUCCAACCUAUUACACUGUGGGAGGUGCUCCAUACGAUACAACACCUUUACCCGGGCAAAUCCCCAGGAGCAGAUGGCCUCCCCAACCUGUAUUACAAGACAUUUGCGGAGGUACUGGGUCCCAGAUUAGUUAAAGUAUUCCAGGUAGCCACAGAGAAAGGGGAGCUUCCUCCCGAAAUGCUACUAGCGACCAUAGUUACGUUGCCAAAGCCAGGAAAGCCCCCAGAUCAAUGUAAGAAUUUCAGGCCAAUAUCACUGCUAAAUACGGAUGCUAAGAUAUACGCAAAGAUCUUGGCCUCCAGAUUGGGCAAAAUACUACCCUCAAUCAUCCAUGACGACCAAACAGGGUUUGUGAUGGGGAGGCAGGGGCUCGAUAAUACCCGGAAACUGUCCCUGCUCAUGGAGCAGAUGCGGAGGUCUGGCCCAGGUGGGUUGCUCUUAGCCUUAGAUGCUUAAAAAGCGUUCGACCGCCUGGGCUGGCCCUUCCUACGGCAAGUUCUCUCAGUGUUUGGAUUCCCACAACAGUUCAUUCAACAAGUAUUCGCUCUAUACUGUCACCCUAGGGCCCAGGUACUACAGGCGGGAUUUAAAUCAGAUCCAUUCAAAAUUACAAAUGGCACCCGACAGGGGUGCCCUUUGUCACCCCUGCUGUACGUGCUGGCCUUGGAGCCACUACUAGUUGCCAUCAGAUCGCAUCCAGAUAUAGAAGGCAUCAUCUGGCAGGACCAGCAUAUUAAGAUCAGCGCAUUUGCCGACGAUAUCCUGCUAUAUGUCUGCCAACCAGAUAAAUCCCUCCCUCACAUCAUGAAUCUCAUUGAAAAAUAUGGGGAACUUUCCUACUAUUCCCUAAACACAACCAAGACUCAGGCAUUGGAGCUGCGCUUGGACCCACAGGUCCUAGCGCAACUACGCAAAGAUUACCAAUUCGAGUGGAGAAAAAAACGAUAUAAAAUACUUAGGCCUGACGUUCACUAGGAAGACCUCUGACAUGUUCCCUACCAACUACACCAGAGUCUGGACUGAGUGCUUGGCACUGUUACGGGGAUGGGGCAAACUGUUCCUUACUUGGACGGAGCGCAUUGUCGCAAUUAAAAUGACUGUAUUACCGAAACUACAAUAUGUGUUUAGGAACCUUCCCUUGAAAGUUCCACAAUCCUAUUUUAAAGCCAUACAGUCUACGCUCCUCCAGUUUAUCUGGGGCAAGGGACGGGAAAGGGUCUCUAGCAAACUAUUGUCGGCCCCCAUAGGGCAUGGAGGAAUGGCAUUUCCGAAUGUAAAAUACUACUACCAGGCUGCGGUUCUGGCGCCCCUAAUGAACCACCUAACUAAAGAUAACCGACCACAAUGGGUGACCUUAGAAAACCUAGCUAUUAAACCUUUCCUAGUCACCAACCUGUUAUGGCUACCUAACAGGAGCAGGCCAACCAUCCCGCUGAUACCCCUACAACUUCAACUAGCAAUGCAAACGUGGGACUUACACAGAACGAAGUUUGAAACGGCCCACCCCCUCUCAAUGGCGACGCCCAUCGAGGCCAUCACGUACUGCAUCCCCAUCUUUCAUGCCACUCCAUGGAAAGAGAAAGGUAUCUCUUUCCUGUCCCAAGCCUUUGACCCAGGUGGACUGAUGAGCUUCGAGCGUCUCAAUAGAACCUACAAUAUCCCACACACAUCACAAUACUCAUACAUCCAACUUAAAUCCUUCUUGCACAAACUCAACAAGGAUAACAAGGUAGAAUCUAAUAAACAGGGAGAACCCUCAACCUGGGAACAAAUAAGUAUCACGGGUAAAAUUCCUCCAACUUAUAAGCCACUCUCAAGUUGCUAUAAACUAAUUCUGCCAUACCAGUCCCUAUCUGGCUCAACACAGGCAAGCCAAUGGGAAAUGGACCUUCAGACCUCCAUCACUGACAAUCAGUGGAAAACUCUCACAUCCUCCGUUAGGAAGCUGGUCAAAUCUGCCUCCCUCAUGGAGCAAUACCAGAAAACAAUAUACAGGUGGUAUAUGGUGCCGCUUCGCUUACAUAAACUGUAUCCCCACUCGUCUUCGACGUGUUGGAGAUGCAAACAAGAGGCGGGGUCAGUCCUUCGCAUAUGGUGGCGUUGCCCACGAUUAAUUAGGUACUGGGGCGAUGUCCAAAAACUCAUUGCUGACACCACAAACGUCAAACUAUCUCUUGAGCCCAUAACCUUUUUGCUACUGGAUGUACCCAAGGAAGUACCCAUACAGUCGAGAAAACUAAUAUAUCAUAUCCUGCUGACAGCACAAAAACUAAUAGCUAGAGCCUGGAAGACAAAUGGGGCCCCUAAUAUCCAACACCUUAUUCAGGAUAUAGAUAACCAGGCAAUUUAUGAAACAAGUUUUUCCGGGAUGCGUUCUGGCUCAAGCCGCCUGGGAGGAGCUUGGGACCAAUGGCGCACCUGGAGAACGGCUAACCCACAACUCCUAGUCUAG